AUGCCAGCCAUCUCUUCAUCCGGGGCGAGACUCAACUCUUGGGUCCCCAGAUCACAUUUUGAAGAUUCGAGUCGAAUUUCCGCACGGCAAGCCGAGGAGCCGACCGGGCCACUGCCUCCCACAUCGCCAGGUUCAGACACCACCUGCUUUGGAUGGGGAUGUCUUACAGAGGCUCAACAGGCCGGAAUUAUCGUCUGUAUCGCCGUGGUCUUUGCAGUCUUAGCAUUCUCUCUAUGGUUCUUCCUCAAGUCGAAGAAAAAGAAGAAGGAAUGGACGGAUCAAGAUUUCAUUCUCGUCCGCAAGGCACGCCGCCGUCGGCGCAAAGUUGAUAGCCGGGCCAGCUCCAUCGUUACUCAGCCGUCGAUUCCGUUCAGACAUAACGGACUUUCUGUUAUACAACAGCCACCGCCAAUUAUGAUCACUCCCCCGACCUUCUUUCAUAUUCCGCCACCCCCUCCACCGCCCGUUCCGGUUUAUGUACCGACGCCGAUACCUCCGCCUCAACCUAUGUACCCAGUGGUCUACCAGCCAUAUCUAAACCACGACGUGUCUAUUCAAGGCGGCUAUCAACACCUGUUCCCGCCUCAGAGAACUUAUGCGGCUCCUGUCGCCCAAAACAGCCGUCAAGGACAACAAGUACCGCAGCCGCCUUCUCAGAACAUGUGGUCAAACCAACCAUGGACACAUCCUCGAGGUGACUCGCGUCCACAAGAGGCGUCAAGUGGACGGCCGUCACUCGCCCGCAGGCUGUUCGGAAUCUUCAGCACCCCGGUAGGCAGAGCCUCAACCAUUGCGAGCUCAGACUCCAAUUCUCUCCAUGCGGUGUCUACAAGGGACAGCCAUCAAUCGAGAUUGUCAAUGACGUCCGUCACCACUCCCCCCUCACCAGAAACACGUAAAAAGCCCGAAGCCAGUCGCAGCACACAGAACGUUGCCUCUCCCUGCGGAGCUACUGUUGCCAGCGACGACCACGUCUUGUCCGCCGAGCGACCCGACGGCCCAUCGCGCAAACCAGGAAAGAAGCAGGCCGCAACAAUCAAGAAGGACUCAAUCGAAUCCAAGACCUCAUUGAAGGUGCACACGACAACUGAGGAAACGAGGAAUCGAAAGAAGGGAAAAGAGAAGGCGAAGCUUGACGUCGAACAAGACAUCCCUGCCGGUCAAAGCCACCACAGCCCUCGCAAGAUCAAGCCAAUGAGAAGUGCUCUCAAAACGCGGGUCACAGCCAUCCCGAGAUCCAAGUUAGAGACCUCUCCGCGUAUGACGGGUGCUCUAGGAAGCUCCAAAGUUGACGACAUACCUUCACACAACCGACCUGCGACAUCUUCAAUGGCUGUGGAAGGCGGGCAGUCCAAAAGCCCAGAUUACGAGAGCUCAUUUAUCAGAAUUGAUGGGAAGGCUGGCACAACCACCAGACAGAGUGAAAAUCACAAAGUCGCCAAACGCAAGAGUCAGAUCGACAGGGAUGGAUCACCAAAGAAAGCUAGAAAGGAUCCGAUGGAGGUGACGCUUCGCACAGUUGAAAUGGUUGGCCGGCUCUCGACGGGUGAUCUCAGUUACCCCAUACAUGGAACUCGCGACAACCAAGUCACUCCUCAGCGAGACCCUCCGAAGAUACAGGAGUACAGCACGCCGUAUCAUGAUGAAUCGGAUAGCGCUGAGGAAUUCGACAUCGACUCGCCGCCGCCUUCUCCGCCAAGGCCAGUUCAUCAAGGCGGCGGUCGAUACGCACCGGACCAGCUUCGCCGUGUAGCAUAG
Molecule: messenger RNA, 1758 nt
Organism: Colletotrichum aenigma
Lineage: Eukaryota; Fungi; Ascomycota; Sordariomycetes; Glomerellales; Glomerellaceae
Exons: 4
Coding region: 1-1758 (585 amino acids)
Source: RefSeq, a predicted model, not a curated record